Messenger RNA from Trichosporon asahii var. asahii CBS 2479, 2577 nucleotides. RefSeq names its product fungal specific transcription factor domain-containing protein. Gene Ontology annotation, cellular component: nucleus. Bases 1 to 2577 code for a protein of 858 amino acids. Lineage: Eukaryota; Fungi; Basidiomycota; Tremellomycetes; Trichosporonales; Trichosporonaceae. Gene Ontology annotation, biological process: positive regulation of transcription from RNA polymerase II promoter by galactose. The transcript has 7 exons. Gene Ontology annotation, molecular function: zinc ion binding; DNA-binding transcription factor activity, RNA polymerase II-specific; RNA polymerase II cis-regulatory region sequence-specific DNA binding. The record is from RefSeq and is a predicted model, not a curated record.
AUGCCUCUGUCUCCGUACGGCCCUUUGCCACCGCCCGUGGCAAGAUACCGUCCCUUCCCCUCCGACAGCUACGAAGUCGUCUCCUCCGCUCCGACACCUCGGCGCAGGUCGCCAUCUCAUGAUCUCAUGUCCCCUAUCACCACACCAGGCUCCAUCGGCUUAAGACGACGUGGUCGUCAGGCAACAGCGUGCACCGAGUGCAACCGUCGUAAGCAACGAUGCGACGGUGUGCAGCCAUGCCACCACUGUGCGAAGCGCAACGUCCCCGAAGCGUGCCGUUUCCCCGAAUCCUCAGCACCGCGACCGGCGACGGCCAUCUCGUUGCCACCGCAUGCGGCGCACCACCAUCCCUACUUUUCACCUCCGAGUGAUACAGAGAAGAAGCGAAGGCUCAGCGACGAUCCGCACCUGACCCCCAAGCCAGUCCUUCUACCCCCGAUCACGCCGAUCGCCAUGGGCAGGACGGCGAGCAUGCACAGCGUGCACAGUGUGCACAGCGCGCACUCGUUGCAAUCGCUGUCGCAGAUGUCUUCUGGCCGAUCCGUCCCAACCCUCUCGCCCAUGCCUGCUGCUUCCCCGGAUCGUGGUGGCGACGACGACAUGCGGCCCAGCCCUGGAUAUCGCGCCUACAGACCUUGGUCGCGCCCGCACCUCCCAACGCCCGGGGGAAGCUUCGACGGCCAUGGGCCGCCCGCACCAUACCGCCGCGACCAGUACUUUGCCGUCCAGCAGCCUCUCUCAUCGGAGAGGCACGAAAUUCGAACUCCGCCACCUGCCCCCGACACCCGCCGUGCCUCAGACGGUUCCGACUCGAGCGGGAACUGGCGUCCACCUCCGCCACAGGGGCCACAGGCGGACGGAGAUGUGCUCAUGCAAGAAGGUGGAGCGCAGGGCUUCGGCAGUCUGGCGCACGAAGGAGCAGGCGAAGAGCAUAGCCCCACAGCUGACGACCAGGGGGACGGAACCACGCUCCUGAACGGCGCGUCCGCGGAGGAGCUCGUGUCCCCGCUCGAGGAAGGUGCGCCCGAGGCGCUCCUCGAGCAGAUCCGACAUGUCGACAGCCAGCUUCCGCGGCGCUCCCUGUGCGAGCGUUUCGUCAAGGCGUUCUUCGACCUGAACAACUCGUGGAUGGACAUUCUGUACGAGCCCGACUUCAGUGGCAAGUACGCCGACCUGUGGCGAAUCCGAGGCGAGUUCGAGGAUCUGGGGCGGAUCGAUCUGCGCUGGCUCGCGCUGUUCCAGGUCGUGCUUGCUUUCGGUGCCCUGCUCAGUGCCUCGACGCCAGAGGAGGAGAAGGAGUUUGCGGCGAUGAGCUCGCGAUUCUUCGAUUGCGCUCGCCGCGCACUCAGCGAGGCACCGACGUACCGUGGCGAGAGCAUGGAUACUGUCAGAGCAUACGCGCUGAUUCCAUGUCGACGGGCAAGUGUGGAACCUGCCGCCGAAGGAGGCCGAACUCCGGCGUCGUCUCUGGGCUCGCCGCCCGCUUGCGAUCCAAGACGCGAGUUUCACAACGCGCAUGCCGGCCAACCUCUCCGACGAGGAACUGACGCAGCGCGUCUCGCACCCCAUCACGGUGACGACCAAGUCCACCUUCCUGAUUCUGCACUUCCGCCUCGCGCAGAUCAUCGGCAUCAUCCUCACGCAGUGCUUCGGCCUGACUCCACGCCGCCACGACGCGGUGAUGCACUGCGAGUACCUCCUGCUCGAGUGGGAGGGUGCGCUCCCGCCCGCCUUCCGGUUCCAGAACCCCGACACGUCAGCCGACGCCACGCACCCGUGGCUCCGGCAACAGCGCCAGACCCUCGUGAGCAAGUUCCACCAGGCGCGUAUCUCCCUGCACCGGCCGUAUCUGCUACACGCCGGCUUUCCGCAGAGCCGCAUGGCGACGACAAGGACCCCUUUGACCGGUUCAAGUGGAUGGUCGUGGCCAGCGGCUUUGCGCCAGCGUGCGUGCUCGGUCUCCUGCUCGCGCGCAAGCAGCGCGAUUGCGAGUACAACUACCGCGAGAUCCGGAAGCUGUUCGUCGCGUACCUGGACGCGGAGAAGGCGACGCAGCGCCGCCUCGACCGGCACUUGCGCUCCGAGCUCAUGGUGCUGGACCAGAUGCUGAGACAGGCGAAUGAGAUCGACCGAUUCCUGCAGCGCACGUCGCCUGUGAAAUCCGAGCCGUCGCGUCAACUCCCCGACCCCGCUCAACUCGAUUCCGAGUCGAGCGACGAGGACGCCGGGCCGGCCAGUGUCGGUGCCACCGGGGACAGGCCUGAUCCGCUCGUCAGCAGGGCCGUGAGCCGCGCACAUUCCCCGUUCUUGACUCUGGGCCAGGAGUUCUCACUCCCACCCCCAGCGCUCCCGUUACAGUAUCCCGCCCUCCAGGGCGAGAACAGCGAUACACCCACGCUCGCGCCCAUGUUUGACGAGUGGCCCGCCCCGUGGGCCCUCAGGCCGCCCAGCGACCCCACCGCCACCUUCCCCGCCGCCAACGAUAAGGCGAGCUGGGACCGGCUGCUCGAGAUCAUUGGCCCGCCGCCCGAGCCUGAGCCGUGGUACGAUGAGCAGGUCGUUGUUGCGGAUACAUAG